GAUCUGAAACCCGAAAUUUCGAAUUGUAACCUCUUCGCCGCCAUUUCUUCAAGGUUUAUUCAAAUCCCCCCCCUAAAAAUGGCGCUUCUACUCUCCCCUUUUUCUUCCUCCCUCCUCCGAUUCUUCCAUCCCCCCCCCCUCUCUCUCUCUUUUCGAGCAUGGCCGAGAAGGAAAAUAGCGGGAGGAUGACCAGAGCAGCUGCGAAGAGAAAGGCAACCAUGACGGCUGCGACGGACGAAAAGCGAGCGAGCAAGAAGAGAGUAGUGCUCGGAGAGCUUCCGAACGCUUCCAAUGUCGGCGUUCCUGUGAAUCCAGAACAGACCCAGAAGCUAAAAAGAACUGUCAAGGCAUCUACGAGGAAGAGAAAGCCCGCUACGGUGUCCGAGACGGCUAAGGUUUCGGAGACGGCUGUCGAGUCGAGCGUCGACAUUGAUGCGCGAACUGAUGAUCCGCAGAUGUGUGGCCCUUACGUCUCCGACAUCUAUGAGUAUAUUCGUCAAAUGGAGGUGAAUACAAAACAACGACCUCUGCUUGAUUACAUUGAGAAGGUUCAGAAAGAAGUAAAUCCCAACAUGAGAGGGGUUUUGGUGGAUUGGUUGGUGGAGGUUGCUGAAGAAUACAAACUUGUGUCGGAUACUCUGUUUCUCACCGUCUCUUACAUCGAUAGAUUCUUGUCCUUGAAGAAUGUCGAUAGGAAGAAACUUCAGCUUCUUGGAGUUUCUUCAAUGCUUAUUGCGUCUAGGAAAUAUGAAGAGAUAAGUCCUCCAAAUGUGGAAGAUUUUUGUUACAUUACCGACAACACGUAUACAAAGCAAGAAGUGGUGAAGAUGGAGGCUGAUAUACUUCUCGUUCUGCGGUUCGAAUUAGGAAGACCCACCAUCCAAACAUUUCUAAGACGGUUCACAAGGGCCGCCCAAGAAGAUUUCAGAAUGUCACACUUGCAGUUAGAGUUCCUUUGCUGCUAUCUAUCAGAGUUAAGUUUGCUAGACUAUAACUGUGUGAAGUUCCUUCCAUCUAUGUCGGCCGCUUCAGCAAUCUUUCUCGCCCGAUUCAUUCUCCAUCCAAAACAACAUCCUUGGAAUCAUAUGUUACACGAGUACACGAGAUACAAACCGGCUGAUCUGAAAGAAUGUGUCGGUAUCAUACAUGACCUUUACCUGAGCAGAAGAGGAGGCGCUCUACAAGCAGUGAGAGACAGAUACAAGCAACAUAAGUUCAAGUGCGUGGCCACGAUGCCCGUCUCGCCAGAGAUUCCUCCAGACUUUUUCGAGGAUUUCAUGGGUUGAAAUAUGGUGGUAAGGGAAGGUUAUAUAGAAGCUUUGUGUUCAGACAGCAACAAAGGAAAGGAACUGAACUCAUUGAGAUAAAAACACGGGCAAGAACAUAAGUGAAGGGGAAGCAGUCCAGUCACUUGUCUUGAAGUGCAGAACUGAAGAUAAUCCAUUGAAAUCUGACUAUC
Tarenaya hassleriana is the source of this 1459-nucleotide messenger RNA. RefSeq names its product putative cyclin-A3-1. Bases 159 to 1286 code for a protein of 375 amino acids. NCBI's taxonomy places the organism in Eukaryota, Viridiplantae, Streptophyta, Magnoliopsida, Brassicales, Cleomaceae. Gene Ontology annotation, molecular function: cyclin-dependent protein serine/threonine kinase regulator activity. The transcript is spliced from 7 exons. The record is from RefSeq and is a predicted model, not a curated record. Gene Ontology annotation, biological process: regulation of cyclin-dependent protein serine/threonine kinase activity; mitotic cell cycle phase transition. Gene Ontology annotation, cellular component: cytoplasm; nucleus; cyclin-dependent protein kinase holoenzyme complex.